Molecule: messenger RNA, 3156 nt
Organism: Umbelopsis ramanniana AG
Lineage: Eukaryota; Fungi; Mucoromycota; Umbelopsidomycetes; Umbelopsidales; Umbelopsidaceae
Exons: 2
Coding region: 1-3156 (1051 amino acids)
Molecular function (GO): protein binding
Source: RefSeq, a predicted model, not a curated record
AUGUACGCUUCCAAAGGAACUGCAAACAUAAUAAAUACGGUGGCCCGUCAGGGUCUACUGUCAAAGCAAUUGACAGCUGCUUCAAGACCAACCACUUUGCUCCCAUCGCCUAAUAGAUCCGCUGGUAAACUUUAUGCCACUGGGAGAGCAAGUUUGUCGGCAAACCGCCAACAACAACAACAACAACAAGACAGCACCACAACACAGCAAGGAACCAAUCUGAACCCAAUUCAAGCUUGGACAGGCAAUAACUCUGCUGCCAUUUUUCAAAAGUACGCUGGUGUCAGGUACAACCACAGCGCAGCUGCUAACUCUGCUCAGCAAGAUGGAGCUGAAUCGUCUGGAUCCAGUCACCCAGACGCUACUAAGCAAGGCAAUGCUCGCAUUCUGCAAGCUAAGCGCAGCCGCGAUCUUCGUAAGGUGGAAUCAGAGUUCUCGCGUAUGAAGGAAUCAGGCGUUCAACUGAGUGCUCAGACUUAUACACUUGUGCUCGAUUCAUACGCUACCCUCCGUAAGCCUGGUCACCCACCUCAACGUCUUCUCGCUGUAUAUCAAGAAAUGAUUGAAGGAGGAUUCAAGCCUAGCGCCUACACCUAUAUGAUUCUAAUACACGCUCUUUGCAAACGUGAUAUUGAAGUUCAAAAGACAUUAUUGAUGCUCAAUAAGCAGACUGACCGCAGUGGACAGACUCCCAGUAAUUUGGAAUCCCUUCAGUCUGAAAACAACAUCCAGAAAGCUUUGGCUAUUUUUGAGGCUUCGGUCACUGACAAUCUCUACCAAGAUUUUGAUACCGAAGUGUUCAACAGCUUGCUGCGAUCUCUUUCUCAGUAUGGCAACACUCAGGAUGGUAUUUAUGUGUUUGAGCAUUUAGAGAAGGCACGUUCUGCUGAACCUAAUGGAAGAACUUUUGCUGCUCUCAUCACUUUGUACGGUAAGGCUGGAGAUAUUCAAGGUGCUUUGGAAUGCUUCAACGAAUACAAGACGGUCAGAGGAUCAAUGGAGAAGCACAAUCCCGCCUUUGUGUACAGUGCUUUGGUUGAUGCCUACAUCAAGUGCGGCGACCCUGCUUCAGCUAGAAAAAUUAUCGAAGAGGACAGUGUUAACGACAAAGUGGAGACUUCGGUCAAAACCUGGAACACAUUGAUGCGUGAAUACUGUGAUCAAAAGAACUUGGAUAGCGCUUAUGAUGUUCUUGCCAAACUUCAGAAUGACCCUGCCCUCCCCAACCCAGUUGCAUCUACCUACGGACCUCUUUUGACUGCUUUAUCUGAACUCAAAAUGACUGACAAGGCUCAUGAAAUCUAUAAACAAAUGUCGGAAACUGACAUUUCCAAGUCGUACAACAAUCUCGCAAGCUACGCUCAUCUCUUGCUCGAAAACAAGGACUUGGAUCGUCUUCAGGAUGUGAUGUUCGACAUGUCGAAGAAAGGGCUUGACCCCGAGGAGAGUCUCACCCAAAACUUCAUCAUGCAAUUAGGGAGCAAGGAUAUCAAUCGCGCUAUCGAGGCUUUGAGACAACUGUAUGGCGAUGUUUCGUCUCGAUCCUUUGUCAAGGUUACAGAUGGCAUUAAUCAAACUGCCAUGUAUCUUGCUGCAAAGCCAAGCAAUUCUCUCUCCAACAUUCUGGACAUCUUGAAGAUUGUACAUCCCUUUGGCGUUCGCGCUUCCGUCCCUGUCAGUGAAAUGAUUUGCAGCGUGUUCACUCAAACCCGCCAGGACCCUGCUGCUUGGUCCAAGCUGAAGGAGUCAUUUGGUGUUACUGAGCACUUUUUGACCAUUGAAGCUCUGUUCAACUCUCAUAACUUAUCUCGUGAGGACUUCAGAGAACUCGCUUUGGAUAUGGCCAAGGCUAUGGUGGAAGUCAACAUUCAACCUAACAGUGGUUUGUAUGCUCGUGUAGGAGCUCGUCUUGCUAAGAACCAAGAUGAGGAAGGUGAAAAGCAAUGGCAAGCAUUUUUCGAGCCUUAUCUCAAGGAUGAAACCCCUCAAGUCGAUGCAUUCAAGACCGAUGACCACAUGAUGCAUCGUACCACCAAGGGCGAUCUUCUUACUGGUGUAGCCAUGAAAGCUGCUGUUCAAGGCAAGAAGGAUGAAUGCUUGGAUAUUUUGAAGAAGCAAAUUGUCGAUCAGAACAUGGUCCCAACCAUUGAAGCUAUUCGCGAAAUGAUCCACAUCUUUGGUAGAGACCACGGCGUUGCAUCAGCACGCAACCUGUAUGAAGUUGUCGGUGGCUCUUUUGAUAAGUUACCUGACACCAUUAUCCGCAAGAAGGCACAUGCUACUGCUCUUGCAAGUCUACUCAACGUGCAUCUUCAAGCUAAGGACUUUGAUGCCGGUCAAUCCUAUUAUAAGCAGCUCCGUCAAAUCGACCAUUAUCCCGAUGGCAAUGGCUAUGCUCUGUUGAUUAAUGCUAUACCGGACGGAGACAAUGCUGCUCAAGAGACAAUGCGCCUUUACAAUGAACUCUUGUUCAGCAACGUCAAGCCCACUGUGUUCUUGUACAAUGUCCUCAUCUCCAAGCUUGGCAAGGCUCGCAGUCUUAAGCAAGUGAUUCAAGCUCGCACUGACAUGAAGAAAAUGAUGCUCACCCCGACAGCUGUCACAUACAAUGCUCUGAUUUCUGCUUUUACUCGUUGUGGUGCCGAAAAAACCGCUGUCGAUGUCUUCAAUGAAAUGGAAAGACAUCCCAAGUUCAAGCCAUCCCCUGCAACUUACAACAACAUGAUUCAGUUCUACAUUCGUCACGAAUCUAACCGAGAGAAGGCACUGGAAUUCUUUGAGCGCAGCCGUACUUCCAACUCCAAGCCUACUGCUUACACUUACCGCUUGUUAAUGGAGGCUUAUGCCAACGUUGUGCCCUACGAUAUGCCUACUGCCCACAAGAUGCUGACUGACAUGAAGAAGGAGAAUCUCCAACCUGAGCCAAGACAUUAUGCUACUCUCAUUCACUCCUAUGGUAUCUUGCAGCGUGAUGUUCAAUCCGCUGAAAGAGUCUUUGAACAGCUUCAAAAGGACCAUAUCCAGCCGGAUGAAUCCGUAUACCGCGCUUUGCACGAUACCUAUGUCGCUAACAACGAAAUGGACAAGGCUGAAAAGACCAAGCACCACUUGAAUGGUGACAAGCAUGGCCAGCAGUCUUCUGCAAAGCAAUUCUAG